AUGGCUCGGCAGUUUAUUUUUGUAAGUUAAACUUUGAUUUUCUUCUUCUGGCUAAAACGGAAAAUAGUGACCACUAUAGAGGCGGGUUUUUUUAGUGGCCACUUUAGUGUCCUCUCCAAGUACUAUAGAAGUGGCCACUAUAGAGGCUCGCCAAGGACUAAUUGGAGAGAACACUAAAGUGGCCAAUUGGACCAGUUAUGUUGAUCCAUAAACUCCUAAAGUGGCCACUAAAAUUUUUAGUGGUUAAUUAGUAGCACUUAGACCUCUAUAGUGGCCACUAACUUUUAACCCCUUAAGUGGUCACUAAUUCGACUACUAUAGCGGCCACUAAACGUCAAAACCCUAUAGUGGCCACUAAAAAAAUUUUUUUCCAGUAUGUAUACUAUAUAUUAAAUGAACAUCUAACUUUAGGAAAAAAAGUUGCCGAUUUUUGACAGACGUUUUUUUGGGACGUCCGUCUUUAUAUCAAUGAAAGGUGAGAAUAUAAUUUUUUUAAUUUUUUUAAUUUUUCUUUUUAAUUUUUUUACAUUUAUAUGCCUUAGAUACGGUGCAAUAGAUCGGGACACGUUGGAAGUCUAAAUCGACUUUUUAAUACAUCGAGGAAAUUAAUGUUUUCCGCGUCAAUUAGGUGUGCAAAACCUCUAAAUCUCUUUGCUUUCUUUGAUAACAACUUUGGAAAAUUAUUAUCACUGGUGAGUUUGAGACGUGUUCUGGAAUAAUCAAAAAUAUUUUGCGAUCCAACAAUUCUUAUUUCAGAAGUUAACUAAGUAUGUUUCGUUUCAUAAUUGUCAAAAAUAAAUUAUUAAUAUUUGACUAAUAGUUACAAGAAUUUAUACAUAAACAUUAAAUAUCGUAUUUAGCGCUUCUCGAAAGACGCAUUUCUGUUGGGACUGAGAAGACAAAUCGGAGCUGCUUCAGUUCUCGCUGACGUCACUCAUCUCAGUAUUUUUUAAAUAUAUUUUUUGAACUUUUUUAAAUUCUUUUAUUUCGGUUCAUGACUUUUAAUAAUUGUUUUAUAGGUCCAGAGGCAAACGAGGAUAAAGCUGCACCGUUAUUGCGCAUAGAGAAAAAUCUGGAUCGACUUUAUGAAGCAAUUACGCCGGAAACUUCGCUUCGCGGUUCUGACACUGACUCCAACUGA
Caenorhabditis auriculariae is the source of this 1141-nucleotide messenger RNA. The record is from the annotation of a GenBank genome assembly. Lineage: Eukaryota; Metazoa; Nematoda; Chromadorea; Rhabditida; Rhabditidae.